CCCACCGUGGCGAGCAUGUUCGCACAUCCACCCGGGAUCAUCCGCGGAAAAGGAAGAAAAUCACAGGCUGUCAGAAAAGUUUUCCUGCGGGCAGAGGAUCGGGCUCGACCGGGCAGAGGACAGUCGGAAGAUCGCGCUCUCAGGAUUAUUAAUUGUCAUAUAAACUGGUAUUCAUCAUCAUGGACGCGCUAAAAUCAGCCGGACGCGCGAUCAUUCGCAGUCCCAGUCUGGCGAAAGAGUCCUGGACCUCUGGAAAACAUAAAAAGCUGCCGGAGAACUGGACGGACACGCGGGAGACGCUGCUGGAGGGGAUGGUGUUUCAGCUGAAGUAUCUGGGCAUGACACUGGUGGAGGAACCCAAAGGAGAAGAGCUCUCGGCCGCUGCUGUCAAGAGGAUCGUUGCCACAGCUAAAGCUGGUUGGAAGAAGCUUCAGAAGGUGACGCUAAAGGUUUCUCCUCGAGGGAUUAUUCUCUACGACAGAGCAAACCAGAUGAUAGAGAAUGUGUCCAUAUACAGGAUUUCGUACUGCACAGCGGAUAAGAUGCACGAUAAAGUGUUCGCCUACAUCGCUCAGAGUCAAGGCAACGAAACACUGGAGUGUCACGCGUACCUCUGCACCAAGAGGAAAGUGGCUCAGGCGGUGACGUUAACGGUGGCUCAGGCUUUCCGAUUGGCAUUCGAGUUUUGGCAGGCUGCUAAAGGAGAGAAAGAGAAGCAGGUGAAAUGUGGAUCUGAUGGAGAGGCGGCCAGCAGCUCUCAGUGCGAGGGAAGCACGAAAGAAGGAGAAGUGGCCACUGGGGAUCUACUGGACUUUGAAUGUGGAGUAAAAGAUCACUCAGGAAAAGAUGACGCACACCCUGUACCGAACCUCAGCACAGAGAACAACAACACUGUAUGGGAACUUGAGGAUGGUCUAGAUGAGGCUUUCUCAAGCCGCAGUCUGGAUAGUUUUGAGUCCAACACAGACUCGCUGAGUCUCGCACUAACCCCCAGGUGCUGGACAUUGGGGUAAACCCUCAGGACUUCAACCCUGAAGAGUGCUUGUCGCCUAGCAACUGGGACAAAGCCGAAGCCGAGGACGCGUUCGGAUUCUGAUCGAACGAGAGAACGAGCUGAUGGAACGUCACAAAGGGAUCGAGCUCGCGGCAGCUCGUCACACUGGCGCCCUCUGGUGGCCGUCACUGAUACCGCGUUUCAGUUUGACACACUGAACUUCAACAAAAGCACAGACCAAAGCAAUACAGUAUAAACACUUUUUUUAUUUGCCCCAAAUUAUUUUUAAGUACAUUUAUAUUUUAUGUUACUUCCUAUAAGUUAACUUUUAUUUUUUUUUUAUGUACGUGUACGAAUAUAAAGAUUGUGUAUAUGACAAAAACACUGUAAAAAGUGUUCAGUUCACUUACUUAUUAUGUAAAUAAACUUGAUGCUUUACUUAGUAUUUAUUGAUUAAGCAUGAAGUUUAUUUACUCAAUAGUUUGAAGACAACUGGUUUCCUAAAUUUUUAAGUUAAGUCAACUGAUCACUUUUACAGUGAACUAUCAUAUUUUUUCUGUUAUUAUUAUUAAUAUUUUAUUGGAUUUUAUUGCUGAGGCUAGGUUUGCGAUUCUAUGCAGUCAAAUGUCGGAAUAUAAAUUGAGAUUUAUGCAUACUAAAGAGUUAAAUGUCAUGAUUGAGGUUUGUGUGGAGUGGGAUUGUUUUUUUAAUGUUCUGAAGUGUUGAAGCUUUUGUGUAUGCAAGUUGUCUGCCCUCAUACAAAAACAAGUUUAAUGAAAAAAUGACUAAACGAACGUUACAGCAUACCAAUAAGAGAAGGCAGGGUAUUUAUAUGAGACAGUUUUAUCUUUUUCUAUGAAAAUGUAUUUUUGCACUUCUCUCUGCGUCUAUUUCUAAACCUCAUCAUUUAAUUUCUGCUUAUACCUUUUGAAACAUAUGCCUGCUGUUGGUUAUUCUUCAUUAGGUUAUCCGUGUCAGACUGUAAUAUCAUGCUAUUAUAAACACUUUGAAGAAAAUCAUGGUAUUAUCAUCAUGGUACUGUUUAAAUAAAGCAAAAUUUCAUUUAUGUGUUUUGUACCAA
Molecule: messenger RNA, 2075 nt
Organism: Pimephales promelas (fathead minnow)
Lineage: Eukaryota; Metazoa; Chordata; Actinopteri; Cypriniformes; Leuciscidae
Source: RefSeq, a predicted model, not a curated record